This is a messenger RNA of Photinus pyralis (common eastern firefly), 1212 nucleotides long. Its product is annotated as trypsin-3-like. Gene Ontology annotation, molecular function: serine-type endopeptidase activity. Bases 159 to 1076 code for a protein of 305 amino acids. Lineage: Eukaryota; Metazoa; Arthropoda; Insecta; Coleoptera; Lampyridae. The transcript is spliced from 6 exons. The record is from RefSeq and is a predicted model, not a curated record. Gene Ontology annotation, biological process: proteolysis.
UUGUAAAUCGUUUACGAUUACUUUUUAACUUGUUUCCAUAAAUAUCCGUAAGAUUACAUGCCAUGAUACUAAUCAGAAAGAUAAAGAUAUUGUUUAUAAGCACCUACCAUGCUAAGGAUUAGGUAAUAUCGUUUGCCAGUCCAUUUAUGAGGUGAGGAAUGCUGACAAUCAAUUUUAUUAGUGUCUUAUUUUGCACCAAUCUAUUCAUAUGCACGGGAUUAUGCGAAAUGCGUAUAGUGGGUGGCCAACGGGCAAAGGAAGGGCAAAUUCCAUACCAGGUUGGAUUGAGAUCAGCAACUCGGCAUAGCCACUUCUGUGGAGGAUCAAUUAUUUCACCAACUCAUGUAUUGUCGGCUGCACAUUGUGUCGGGGUCUCCUUCUUCGAUCUGUAUAUGCCAGUGCCCGCGCGUGUAAUAUACGUUUUGGCGGGACAAAUACUUUUGAAUGUUAGAGAAACCAGUACGGUAAGAUAUGUCGAACAAAUUGUCUCCCAUGAGCAAUAUGAUCCUGUCGGCAUUUUGAACGAUAUCACCUUAAUUAAGCUUCAAACGGAGUUGCCUCUGAAGCCUGGAAGCGCUAUCGAUUCAAUACCGUUCGCGAAAGAGGUUACAGAUUCGGGAUCUUGCAUCGUUUCCGGAUGGGGAGUUAAAUCUUUUGAAUCAAACAAGCUCACCAAGACCCUGUAUUGGGCAAACGUGGAUAUUUACCCUUUGUCUAAAUGCAAAAUCUAUUAUACGUUCAUUGGUGCUCAAAUCACAAACGGCAUGGUGUGCGCAAUGUCCGGUAAACGUGAAGGGAGUUGUCAAGGAGAUUCUGGAGGACCACUAAAUUGCAAUGGAGUCCUAACGGGAAUUGUCUCAUUCGGUGUGGGUUGUGCGAGCACAGUAUAUCCUGCGGUUUUCACUAAUGUGGCUUACUACAGCGACUGGAUCGAUUCGACAAUUCGAAAAGUCGAUACAACUACCUCGACUUCCAUUGCAAUACCAAUUGCCACCACACCAUCUGUAAUUGUGAACACAACUGCACUAUACCACCCAAACACAGAAAUAGUACUACGGGUAACUCGGCCUCAUUAACAGUCAUAUCUCCAGACAUGGAUAUAUUACUGCUAUCGUUGUUGUGUGUGUUCAGCUACAAAAUUGUCAGCAGUUAAUUUAUCUCGUGAAUACUCAAUUAAGUAGUUUUCUGUAAAUAUGACUGAGCAUAUGAAUU